This is a messenger RNA of Plasmodium gonderi, 285 nucleotides long. RefSeq lists its product as hypothetical. The transcript has 3 exons. Lineage: Eukaryota; Apicomplexa; Aconoidasida; Haemosporida; Plasmodiidae. Bases 1 to 285 code for a protein of 94 amino acids. The record is from RefSeq and is a predicted model, not a curated record.
AUGGAUAAAUUGAAGAACCUGCUUUUUGUAAAAAACGGGAAUUUUUCGAACGCACAGGUCAAGGUUCUGGCCUUCACAUCACUAAGCAUGCUUGUGCUAAUGGUUACAGGUGAUGGUCUACAGACACCCCUUGGUUACAUAAAAAAUGUCAAGAGAGACAUUAAAAAAGAAGCACAAGAAUCUGAGGAAUCUAUGGAAAAGAAGCUCCUAAAGGAAUUGGGACAUACUACCUAUAAUGAAUGGAAGAAGGCUGGUAUCAUUCCUUCAGACGAUGAGAAAAAGUGA